Molecule: messenger RNA, 1191 nt
Organism: Botrytis sinoallii
Lineage: Eukaryota; Fungi; Ascomycota; Leotiomycetes; Helotiales; Sclerotiniaceae
Exons: 3
Coding region: 1-1191 (396 amino acids)
Biological process (GO): RNA processing
Cellular component (GO): nucleus
Molecular function (GO): RNA-3'-phosphate cyclase activity
Source: RefSeq, a predicted model, not a curated record
AUGGCGAAAUCGGCAGCACAAAAAUUAGUAAAGCUUGAUGGGAGAACUGGCGAAGGUGGUGGACAACUUGUCAGGAUAGCGGUUUCACUAGCUGCUCUGACCGGAACUCCUCUCCUAAUUACGAAUGUCAGAGGUAACAGAUUGGGCAAAAGAAAUGGUGGUCUAAAGGCACAGCACGUUUCUGCUAUAAAAUGGCUCGCGAAAAUUACAUCCGCCGAGACAACCGGAUGUUUUGUUGGAAGCAAGACGAUUGAGUUUAAGCCCAACUCUCUCCAUCAUUAUACUAUUGAUAGAGAUAUCAAAAUUGAUGCAGAUUCUGCAUCUAGCAUCUUACUUGUACUUCAGGCAAUUCUUCCAGUCGUGCUAUUUGCAAACGAUGCCGCGGCCCUUCCAAUCAGGCUUUCCAUGAAAGGAGGAACCAAUGGAAGUUUCUCUCUAUCAUAUGAGUAUCUCGAUCAAGUGCUAUUACCAACUCUCGAAAGAUUCGGUAUUUAUGUAGAGCGAGAACUCAAAGUUAGAGGAUGGUCACAUGGUCCAUUAAAACUGGGCCAUGCAGAGUUCAAGAUACAUCCCAUACCUUUCGGCCAGUCUCUGAGAGUCCCCAAUUGGCCAACUGAACGCGGAAUCGUGAAGGAAAUAGAUAUCUCGAUCCUAGUACUUGAAUCACUUCAGGAACCGCUUGAAAAUGCUUUGGCUACGACUAUUAAGCAACGUUUUCCUGAAGUAAAGAUCAAUAUUGUUCUAAGAGAGAAUACACAUCGGAUAUACACACUUUUAGUAGCUCACACUUCUACUGGACUAAGAUUUGGGCGCGAUUGGCUGUACGAUAGAAAGACAAAGGACAGAACCCGAGAAGACAUAUCGGCCGAGAUAGCAGGGAAGGUUGUUGAAGAUCUUGAUUCCGAGUUCAAAAAGGGAGGUUUAGUAGAUGAGUAUCUUCAAGAUCAACUGGUUAUUUUUCAAGCACUUGCUGAUGGUCGAUCAACAAUUUUGGGACAUGAGCUCUCGUCUGAUCCAAGAAGUCGCCCCGAUCGUACGGACGAACCUUUUGGGGAUGGGAGCCGACAUACUACCACAGCAAGAUGGGUCGCUAGUCAAAUGCUUCCACAAUUGAAGUGGUAUAAUAACGGGCAGACAUGUGAGGGUGUUGGUUGGAAAAUCAAUAUGCCAGCAAUAUACUAUGGUAUCUGA